Messenger RNA from Nelumbo nucifera (sacred lotus), 827 nucleotides. NCBI's taxonomy places the organism in Eukaryota, Viridiplantae, Streptophyta, Magnoliopsida, Proteales, Nelumbonaceae. The record is from RefSeq and is a predicted model, not a curated record.
AAGAGUUGAUAAGUGGGCCUAGUUCAUAUCGCGACAUCUCGUUGAACGGUUCUUGACGACGACAUUUGGCAAACCCACUUAAAUGUCAACAGCACAGAGCAGAGAGAGAGUGAGAGAGGAUAAAAUGGAUAACGUUAACCAUCCAUUCCUCUCGCUGCUGCUGCCCCACGUUCCAAAGGAAUGGAAGCGAGUGCGCUCCCUUCCCUCUGCCCAAAACCUUCAACGCUUUUCCUCAUUAACAAACCCUUUACCACCCAAAUUUUCCUGCACACUGCUCCCCGGCGUGUUCAGCCUCUGAGAGCUGGGCCAGAUGGUAGCAGCGGUAGCACUGGUGCCAACGGCGAUGGUGGCGAUACUCCUCCACCCGUCACACCAGCAGUUGCACCGCCAGAAAAGGUUGAGAUCCGGUUCCGACGGGGAUCGAGAAGAAGGUCAAGACAACAGGACGGCAACAGUGCCGGUGGACUACCCAAAGCACCUGCGCCACCAAAGGACUGGGAAUUAAUGACUAUCACUGAGAAGGCAGUGGAGUUGUACAUGGGGGAGAAGGGUCUGCUGUUUUGGCUCAACAAGUUUGCAUAUGCGUCCAUAUUCAUCAUCAUCGGAGGAUGGAUCCUAUUCCGUUUUGUUGGUCCCUCGCUCGGCCUCUACCAACUCGACUCUUCUCCUUUGCCCCCCUCAGCCAUGUUCAAGGGCUCAUGAUAAAAUCAACGAAUUGAACAAGUACAGAGAAACAAUGUACAUCAUCAAUACCAUCUAUCUAUCAAUCCAUCACCUAUUACUCCCGUCUAUUUUCUUACUUUACAUUUGCUUCUGCAACCAACAAA